This is a messenger RNA of Diaporthe amygdali, 711 nucleotides long. RefSeq lists its product as uncharacterized. The record is from RefSeq and is a predicted model, not a curated record. The transcript is spliced from 4 exons. Gene Ontology annotation, molecular function: hydrolase activity. Lineage: Eukaryota; Fungi; Ascomycota; Sordariomycetes; Diaporthales; Diaporthaceae. Bases 1 to 711 code for a protein of 236 amino acids.
AUGCAGCCCAAGUCAUUCGCUUUCUUCCUGUCGGUCCUGCCAUCCGUUCUUGGACAUCCAGCUCUUGAUGUCCGCCAGACUCAAGACUGUGACGCUGUUCAUAUCUUCCUUGCACGAGGAACUAGUGAGGACUAUCCCGGGCGACAGAUCAGCGUCGUAAAUGCGACCUGCAAUGGUAUCAGCAGUUGUGGUUAUGAAGAUAUCCAGUACCCUGCCUCUUUCCUACCGGACUAUUGCACAUCUGUGGGUGUUGGUGUAGUCAACGGAACAUCUCAGAUCACUGCAUAUGCGGCCAAAUGCCCGAAUGCACAGUUGGUGUUAUCAGGCUACUCCCAGGGCGCUCAAGUCGUUGGCAACAUACUAGGGGGGCAAUCUGGUGGCUCCACGGGCUGUACCGAUGAGACCUCCACCGGAUUGGACCCUACAUCAUCACCGGCGGCUCAAAUUGCGGCAGUGACCCUGUUCGGAGACGUAACUCAUACAGCUAACCAAACAUACAAUGUUGAGUCCGGGGCGGCUUUCGAUGGCAUCUAUCCUAGAACGGGCACGCAGCUCGCACGUCUCAAUGAGUUUUCCAGCGAAAUCCGGUCCUGGUGCUUGGCGGCUGACCCUGUAUGCGCUCAAGGCAGCGAUGCGGCCGCCCACACGAGCUAUUUCUCGAUCUUCUCAGCGGAUGCGGGAGCAUGGAUUCAGACAAAGCUGACUUUGUAA